AUGGCUAAUGAAAGCCACUUAAAAGGUCAAGCAAUUUUAGCUCCUACAAUUAAUGUCAUAGAUGAGGUGAAUGAUUACCUGACUGCAUUGAACAACAAUGAAUGCAAGACGUAUGUUGGUUCCAAUACAUGUGUUUCCGAGGGAGGUGUCAAUGCAAUUGAAGCCAUCCACACACCGGAGUUUUUAGCAAUAAUUAGGUUCUUAGGGGUUCCAAAUCAUGAAAUGAAGCUAAAGGUUGGUUGUCCUGUUAUGCAUAUUAGAAACAUUGAUCACUCACCAGGGUUUUGCAAUGGUACGUGGUUGAUAAUUACAAUACUUGGAGAAAAAGUCAUCGAGGUAAAAUUGUUAAAUUCCAAAAAUUAUGUCGAUAAGGUCGUCAUUCCAAGAAUAACGCUCACACCGUCAGAUGUCAGGUUACCAUUUAGAUUCUAA
Messenger RNA from Arachis duranensis, 432 nucleotides. RefSeq lists its product as uncharacterized. Lineage: Eukaryota; Viridiplantae; Streptophyta; Magnoliopsida; Fabales; Fabaceae. The record is from RefSeq and is a predicted model, not a curated record. The coding region runs from base 1 to 432 and encodes 143 amino acids. The transcript has a single exon.